UACCAGUUUGAAGAUGGCGGACUGGGAGUACAUCGAGGCCGUGAGCAACAUCACCAACUUGUCGGGAUUCAACGGCGGCUGCGAAAAUGAGCCCAUUUUUUACGAAAGCCCAUUUGGGAUCGUUUUCGCCGUUCCUGUAUGGGAGGCGAUAGCAACUGCUGUCAUUUUAUCGCUGAUCAUCAUACUGACGGUGGUCGGCAACGUCCUCGUCAUACUCAGCGUGUUCACUUACAAGCCGUUGAGGAUCGUUCAAAACUUUUUCAUCGUCUCGCUUGCAGUGGCGGACCUGACUGUCGCCCUGCUCGUGUUGCCCUUCAACGUGGCCUACACUCUGUUGGGUCGGUGGAUCUUCGGGAUACACGUCUGCAAGAUGUGGUUGACCUGCGACGUCAUGUGCUGCACGGCGUCCAUCCUCAACUUGUGCGCCAUCGCCGUCGACCGAUACAGGGCGAUUACCGACCCUAUAAAUUACGCUCAAAUGCGAACCCUAAAAAGAGUGCUCGUGAUGAUAGCUAUAGUAUGGGUGUUAUCGCUGGCCAUAAGUUCGCCCCCUUUGAUAGGAUGGAACGACUGGCCAGACGUCUUCCACAGUUCAACCCCUUGCCAGCUCACCUCGCAGCAAGGAUACGUGAUUUACUCUUCUCUCGGUUCAUUCUACAUCCCGCUGUUUAUAAUGACCAUCGUCUACAUCAAAAUAUUCCUAGCGACGAGAAAACGCUUGCGAGACAGAGCCAGGGCGUCGAAGCUCAACGCCGUCAAGCAGAACGUCCAACAGAACUCGCUCAAAGAAAAGCAUUCGCCCAUCGACGGUGAAUCCGUCAGCUCCGAGACUAACGAAAACGAUCAAACCGAGAAAAAGAAAAAACCGAAGAGGAAGAAAAAAAAGUCGGACUCGAUAAAAAGCAAUGCGAGGAUUGGAGGGAAGGGAGCAACAAGGAGAACCAGGUCCCGUCGGGCGGCAAAGAGAUCGACACAGGUCAACCAGUUCAUCGAAGAGAAGCAGAGAAUCUCGCUGAGCAAAGAGAGACGGGCGGCUCGCACUUUGGGUAUCAUCAUGGGCGUUUUCGUUAUGUGCUGGCUACCGUUCUUCCUCAUGUAUGUCAUCUUGCCUUUCUGCUCCACGUGCUGUCCGUCAGAAAAGCUGACCAAUUUCAUCACGUGGCUCGGCUACAUCAACUCCGCUCUCAACCCCAUCAUUUACACUAUAUUCAAUCUGGACUUUAGACGCGCCUUUAAAAAACUCCUACACAUCAAAUUUGCCUCGUGAUCUCGUAUCGAAUGAAAAAAGAAGCAGAUUAUGUGAUUGAUAAUAAUUUGGAUCUCAUCCGUACAAUUUGAACAAACGGGUCUAUCACUUAGCAAAAUGGUGUAAAAGGGUCAGCUUAUCACUGUACAUAAUUCAUUUCAACAUAGAUAUCGUACUAUGUUUAGAAGAACAUAAUAAGCAAGAAUAGUAUAACUGUUCAGAGUCAUAGUUUUGAAUAUUUCGAACAACUAAAUAGUAGUUACAAUGAGAUUUUUAGUGAAUGUACUGAGCGUCUAAUCACCUACCUACUCGGUAACACAUUUUCUUUUAUAACUUUACAUACAAGAAAUUAUGUUUUUCAUCAUAUAUUAAUUUCAUUUAACCAAAUAGUCUUUAGUGACUCAAUUAAUCGAUGAAUGCAUAGGCCAUGAGACGCGUUUAUGCUCCAUAUUUUCUAUGAAGAGAAGUAGACGAUAUCCUAACUUUUAUUUUAUAUAUUAAAUAUAUUUUUAUUUUAUAGUAAAAAGUACGAUCCAGAGCAAUCAGUUUACCCUACCUUAUACAACCAGUGAUUUUUAUCAGAUGGAUAUUAAAAUCAGGUCGGGCCAUUUUACUCGCUGAAUAACGUCAAUGAACUGAACUCUACUGAUCUUUUUUGCAACAAGAAACUUCGAUUCCAUAUGUCCUCGUCUUUUUGGGUAGCUUCCUUCUUUUUACUCGUAUCACAAUCAUGAAUAUUAGUGAAGGUGACGUACUGGGAAAACUGUUCUCACGAAUGAAGUAGUGAGAAUGGACCUAAGGACAGUUAGAAAGCUACUUCAAGAACAUUCGCUCGUUGGGUUAUUGAAGACCCUGUGAUUUGUCACCGAUAAUGAAACUUUCUCUCGAACCCUAAUCGCGAAGCGUCCAAAGCGAAACGAAACUGGACACUCGGAUUCGAAUGGAAAUAGCUCAACGUUACAUGAAAUUAGAGAUUAAAACGAUUAUAUGUCGAUUGUUGGGUCGCCUGUUGCUGUGCAAAUGGGGUGUUGAAAUGAACAGACAACAUUGUAGCACGUCGUCGACCAUCAACUUACAAUGUACUUCCCGAUGUAAUCGUACUGAACACCGCGAAAUCGAUUUCACCAAUUUGAACAAUGAGUGUAGAUAAUUGUUUUUUUAUUUUGAUUUUUUACCUUCGCAAUAUGUGAUAAUUGUUUGUAAUUUAGUUAUGUAGAUCUGUUCUACGGUUUAGGUAUUAAAUUGAAAUCUGUAAAAAUUUAACAUUUAGAUGAUUAUGUAAAAAUAAUAGUGUCGUAAGGAUAUAAAGUUUGUUAUGCUCGAUAAGAUAAUUUAAACAAUGUUGUAUUUAUUAUAUGCAUACAUGUUUUACUGUCGUGUUCGAGGAUCCGACAACGCGAUUUCUGUUUCGAUAAUUUUUGAGCCCGAUUAUCGAUAACAGUUUCGCUUUUGGAAGGAGACUCGUCCGCGGCCACACCCCUCCCCCGAAAAAUAAAUAAUUAACAAUGAUUCAAUAAAAUGUAAAUAAUAUUUAGUCGUAACGUUAAAGUUGUUGAGUCAAAUAUAAAUUCUAUGUGAAAUUAUAAUGUAAAAUCUGUCCGAAUAUUUUUUUGUCAUUUAUC
Cimex lectularius (bed bug) is the source of this 2868-nucleotide messenger RNA. RefSeq names its product tyramine/octopamine receptor (gene Oct-TyrR). Gene Ontology annotation, molecular function: octopamine receptor activity. The record is from RefSeq and is a predicted model, not a curated record. Lineage: Eukaryota; Metazoa; Arthropoda; Insecta; Hemiptera; Cimicidae. Gene Ontology annotation, biological process: adenylate cyclase-activating adrenergic receptor signaling pathway. Gene Ontology annotation, cellular component: membrane.